Molecule: messenger RNA, 3906 nt
Organism: Plasmodium knowlesi strain H
Lineage: Eukaryota; Apicomplexa; Aconoidasida; Haemosporida; Plasmodiidae
Product: conserved Plasmodium protein, unknown function
Exons: 2
Coding region: 1-3906 (1301 amino acids)
Molecular function (GO): ATP binding
Source: RefSeq, a predicted model, not a curated record
AUGCCUCACACUCUCCCUCGCGACGCCGUCCCAAUUAUGAACCUUUUGAGAGGCACAAAGUUGGUGAGUACACUGUCCAAUUGUUUUCGUACACACAAAAAAAAAUACCAUUCGGGAAAAAAUCUAACGCACGAAAUAUUCGAAAAUGAAAAGUGCCUAGACAAAUUUGAGGAUCUCCAGAAAAAUAAAAUAAUUUACAAGAAGGAUCAUAAGGAAUACUUGAAGCUAUACAAAUGCUACAGACCUGGGUAUGCCAAACUUAUUGUGGAGAGAAGUAAUCCUUUCAACUUUGAGAUAUACUGGAAGCUCACAGAACAAUCAUUUGUCUCGGUCAAAAAUGAUGCAUGUAGGAAAGUAAAGAAUUUUACUGAAACGUUAUGGAGGCUGAAGGGACAGUUGUCCAAUCUGAGUGUGCGUUUAGAAGGAAACCAACAGAAUAGGUCACACGUUAGAAAUGUUAAGGAGGAUGGCCAAGUGAAGGGUACCCCGUUAAAUGUGCACUUUGAAAAUAUAUCGGAUGGAGGAAGGCAACAAGAAGAACACGUCGAAAGGAUCCAGGAAAAGACGCUGGCACGUCAGAACAGCCAAAAGGGCACAAAAAAAAAAAACACCUACACCAAGUUUUACAAAAUUUGGGAGGGUUUUCUAUCCCACAAGGAGAAAAACAAUGUAAAGGAGGAAAAAAUAUUCUUUGAAAUUCUGCGGAGAAAUUUUUUGAAGGCCCAAUUUUUUGGUGAAAAUAAAAAAAAAGAUUUUCUGUUUUUCGAAAAUAUAUUAACAUCACUCUUGUUGAGGCCGCACAUUUUUAUAUCGGUUUUGAACUCUCUACAUUGUGUCUUCUUCGACGUCAAGGUGAAUCUCUCACAGGGGAUGGUAUCCACCAGUAGUAGUACUCCCCUACGGAAUGAAAGUGCCCUCCUCGUGAAUAACUACCCCGGUGAGGAGAUUCUCCCUUUUUGCACAUCUCCAACCAGUACACCGCUACAUUUAGUAGAUCCACAAAAGGGAGAGAAAAAUAAUUGUACCUCAAAUGAAAGAACGUACACUUCAUAUGAGGAGGACCGUUCAGACGGAAAAUCUCCAGGGGAGGAGGAGAAUAGUAGGGAAAGAGAAACACUUGGGGAUAUCGCCUCUAAUGAAACCUCCGCUAAAAUCAGGAGGUAUAUUCUAAAUUACCUAUUCAAUAUAUAUUACGAAAAACACAUAGGGCUCCAAAACAUGCAGAAGACAUUCGAACUGCAUCAGGCAUAUAAACUUCGCUACUGUAAAAAGGAGAAGACUGCUUACAAGUUUAUCGCUUCGAGUGAAGUUGAACUUGAUAGCAAUGAUAUCGUUUUAAUUAAAUGCGCCCAAAAGAGUGACUCGUUCUUAGUAGGAGUGGUUAAGAAGGUACAGAGGGCCAGAGAUUUUUGCAUCCUUUUUAUGAAUGUCAAACGGUACAUCUCCGAGAAGAAAGGGGGAGAUGGAACCAAGUUGUAUGAGGAGAUGGAUAUAAAUGAGGAAUACGUGGAGAGUUACCUGAGCAGACCUAGUGGAAGCUCGUACAAUUUGUCCUUUCCAGGGGCUGCGCGCGAAGGAAGCCCCCACACGGAUAACACGUAUCUAGAUAAUGUCAAUCGUGAUAACAUGUAUCGAGAUUAUAUCCAUCGUGAUCGCUCAUGUGGAAACCUUCCGCAACAGCCACCCCACGCAGAAGAUUCCAGCGUCCACGAAGCUGUUACCCUUUCAGUUCACCUCAAUACAAUUUUGAACCGAAUAAAGUACUCCAUGUUGAGUCUGUUUGAGAGGAGCAAAGAGUCAACCAACAGAGAACUAAUACAGCUACUUCUAAAUGAAAAUAAAAAUUCAUCAUCUGUGAUGUCCCCCCAGGAGGUGACGAGCAUGUGUAUCGGGGUUCAUCACGAUGGAAAUUACAAUUUACUUAUCCAAGAAGCUAUACAUAAAUUUUUGGAAAGUCGGAAAAAGGAAAUUCAUUUCUUCGGCAUGCUUAAUAACGACCUUAUCAAGAGUGAUAAAAUUGUUUGUAAAUUAUAUAGAAGGUUGAAAAACAGCCCCGAGGAAUUUACACGCAUGUGCAAUAUAUACAGGAGGUUCGACGUCUACCAGAAGACCAUUUUGCAAGACAUUCUGAUCAACGAAGAGAGCGUGCCCGUACACCUGAUUCAGGGUGCACCCGGGAGCGGCAAGAGCGACCUCAUCUCCUUCAUCAUAUACUUCCUAACACUGGAUCGAAAGAACAAUAUCUUCGUGGGCACAAGCAAACACAUCUCGGUGCAAAACAUACGUCAAAAGUUACUGCACCUUAACCUCUGCCUCAACAGAGACACCAUGCAUAGACCGAACAAUCAAAAAUCAGAUAUUUAUAUAGACACCAUUUAUCAAGCCUUCAAAAUUAAAGAUAAAAAAAUAAAGCACCUAAUUAUCGACGAGGCGUCGAGCUUAUCUGAAUAUAGCAGUCUGAUAUGUUUGAACUUGAAGUGUGAUUUUGUGUACGCCUUCGGUGACGACAAGCAGUUAACAUUCCACAGCUUAAUAAAUGAAAAGAAGAGACUCCAAAUAAAUUACCUUAGUAUCUUCGAAAAAUUAAAACACUACAAAAAUGCCAAGUGUCACAGUCUCCUCAUUCAAUACAGAUUAAUCUUUCCUAUGUACUUAUUUACUUCUUUUUAUUUUUACAACAGGAAAUUAAUUGCAUCGAAAAAAAUUAUGGAUGAAUUCUUCCAGUCGGGAGGUAACGCAUCUACCGUUAUAGGCCCCAAGGUAGAAGGCGUAGGAGAGGGCGUAGGAGUGGACAUAGGAGUGGAAGUAGAGGAGGAACACCCCAUGUACUUAAACUGGAGCCACCUCUUCCAGCAUUGCACAUUCCCAAUUCUAUUCAUCGAUACGUAUCAUGGAGAGUCAAACGAUGAAACAUUUGAAUUAAAAGUUAACUACUCAUAUGUUAACCAAUUUGAGGCACAUAUAAUUAUAAAGCUCGUCCAAAUAUUGAAGUUGGAGAAUCAGAGAAAUGUCACCAUUUUGACUCCUUACACGGGGCAGAAGUUGUAUAUCCAGUCUCUGUUGCAGAAUGGCUACCUGGACAGUAGAACCGAUCCACAUGAUUCCAUAUUUUAUCAUAACGAAAAGGAAAAUAAAGAAACUUGCACAGAUCUCAUGUAUCAGAAGGUGGCUAUAAAAUCGGGAGGCACAAACUUUCGAGGUGAGCAUUCUGUCCACCCCAGGGGUGAUACCGAUUUGGGUGCAGAUUGGAGUCAUGGCCAAAUGUUCGAACUUUCUAAGAAUGGCAAUAGAGGGGGGAGGACGAACGGGUUCAGUGGAAUAUCUCGGGAGGAAAACCUCCUUCACCUUAGUCCAUCUCUUAAUACAUGUAAUCAGAUUAUGUUCGAUACUGAUCAUCCAAGUGCAGUUCCCCUUUUUGGAAAUGUCCUGUCGAAAAGGUUUGGACCAAAUUGUGAGAUAAUGGAUGCAAAGAAUUUCCGUCCCCCAGGGCAGGUACUUUCUACGACAUCCCAACUGCCCCCAAACGGAACCAUCCUCAGUAGGUACAAUAAAUGGGCGAACCGAUCCCAUAGCAAUAACCAACAAGAGAAGCAAAACGCACAAGUAGAUCGAAAUAUUAACAUUCUUCAUGGAAAUGUGCACACAAUAGACAGUUACCAGGGGUGCGAAAACGACUUUAUUAUUAUAAGCACAGUUCGAUCGAAUGACAAAAAUGUGUUGGGAUUCCUAAAUGAUGAAAAGAGGUUAAACGUUCUGUUGACUAGAAUGAAGAAAGGAAUUAUUAUUGUCGGAAAUUCUAACACUCUACGGAAUAAUUUUUUUUGGAAGGAGUUCAUUUCCUUUUUGGACUUUUUCAACUCCAGGAAAUCCGCCUUUACUUUGCCCUUCUUACGCAACUCCAAAUGA